CCAAAAAAAAAAACAAAAAGAAUGUCAUCCCCCAAAUCCGGCCGUCAGUCCCCCCCGCCCGAAGAACAACCGGGCGCGCAGCAACAGGAUCCGCCCGGGGUGGGCAAGGCGAAGGAGUACACGGGUGGCCAGUCGAGGGCGCAGGAGGAGUCCGAACGGUUCAAGGAGAGUGGGUUGACCAGCAACCCGGUGCAUCCUUUGGAGAAACAUGUGACGGAGAUGUUUGAGAAGGGAAAUAAGGCCUAGUGUAUCAUGUUGAAUCUAGUAUCUAGUAUCUACUGUUGUCUACUGUUGUCUACUGUCAUCUACUUUGUUAUAGUACGGGUUGAUAUAUGGACAUAGGUAUUGAUAAACACAGUAGUCAUAAAUACAACAGCAGUCAUAACCAUACAUAGUCAUCAUUCAGAAACGAAAAGAGAAUUACGCCUGCUCCGCAGGGGGAACGGUGCCAGCAGGCUCAGAAGCCGGAACCGUGC
Messenger RNA from Penicilliopsis zonata CBS 506.65, 476 nucleotides. RefSeq lists its product as hypothetical. The transcript has a single exon. The record is from RefSeq and is a predicted model, not a curated record. NCBI's taxonomy places the organism in Eukaryota, Fungi, Ascomycota, Eurotiomycetes, Eurotiales, Aspergillaceae. The coding region runs from base 22 to 246 and encodes 74 amino acids.